Molecule: messenger RNA, 819 nt
Organism: Diachasma alloeum
Lineage: Eukaryota; Metazoa; Arthropoda; Insecta; Hymenoptera; Braconidae
Product: pro-resilin-like
Exons: 4
Coding region: 1-819 (272 amino acids)
Cellular component (GO): extracellular matrix
Source: RefSeq, a predicted model, not a curated record
AUGAGUAAUCAUCAGUUCACCGGUUUGGUGCUGACAGUAUUGUGUAGCACGACUGCACUGGGAGGACUUUUGCCGGAUUCUGGAAGCAAUGGUUAUCAGUACAAUAGACCAAACGGUGGAAUUCUUGGUGAGCCAGGGAGACGUGUAGGUUAUGAUGCUUCCGGUAGAUUCCUUCCAAGUGGAAAUGGAUUGGACUCCCUUGGAAGGCCAAGUGGCACUUACGGAGCCCCUGGUUUCGGUGGCUUUCCAGGACCCGUUGGGUAUGCUGGUAGACCCAGUGGUGCAUAUCCCGGUGGAUACAACGGAGCUUUUCCAGGUGGCGUUCCACCACCAGGCUACGAGGGAAUUCCCGGAGCUUAUCGCAACGGCUAUAAUGGGGACGACGGUCCACCGAGACCGUACAGUUUUCAAUACGAGGUGCUAGAUCCACCGAGCGGUAACGACUAUGGUCAGCAGGAGACCAGCGACGGAAAUGUCGUGAGGGGCGAAUAUCGAGUACUUCUACCGGACUCUAGGACUCAAAUCGUAAAAUAUACAGCAGACGAUGUGAAUGGAUACAACGCGGAUGUUCAAUACGAGGGGCAAGCUCAGUUUCCCAGACCCGGUGGUUAUCAAUUCAGUGGACCGCAGGGUUCUUAUCAGCCGGGCAUUGGAUUCGCGCCUUAUCAGGGUAGGGGUGGCUACGGGGGACCGUCAGUGGGUGGAUUUGGUGUUGGUGGUGCAAACGGCAACGGCAUCUUUGGAGGUGGUGGCGGCGUUGGUGUAGGCACCAGUCCCAGCAAUCAAUACUUACCUCCGGGCGGUGGUUAUGGCAAAUGA